Molecule: messenger RNA, 541 nt
Organism: Lingula anatina
Lineage: Eukaryota; Metazoa; Brachiopoda; Lingulata; Lingulida; Lingulidae
Product: transmembrane emp24 domain-containing protein 2
Source: RefSeq, a predicted model, not a curated record
UACUGUCUCUAACGUGGCAAGUAAACGAAGUUGUAGUUCUCUGGGGGAUUAGCCACGUUUUUGGCUAAGUUGCAGCAAAAAUGGGAACUCUAGAAUGUUGUUUAGGAAUCUUUAUAUCUCUACUAUGCAUAAGCUACAUAAACUGUUACUUUGUUAGCAUAGACGCUAACGCAGAAGAGUGUUAUUUCGAGAGGGUAAAACCCGGCACGAAGAUGAGCUUGAUGUUUGAGGUGGCAGAAGGCGGAUUUCUGGACAUAGAUGUGAAGAUCACUGGGCCAGAUGGAAGAGAAAUUUAUUCAGGAGAUAGAGAAUCAAAUGGAAAGUACACCUUCUCUGCACAUAUGGAAGGCGUGUACAAGUAUUGUUUUAGCAAUAGGAUGUCAACAAUGACACCUAAAAUUGUUAUGUUUUCACUAGAUGUAGGGGAUCAGCCUGGUGGAGAGAAGGAUAAUACCAUGGAGAGUGAUGGUAAGAUAUUUUGGAGCCAACAAUCUCCAAAAUAAUUCAACCAAAUGGUGAUGGGUAAUACUCAUGACAACUU